Messenger RNA from Heteronotia binoei (common prickly gecko), 606 nucleotides. It is a transcript of the gene DUSP28, whose product is annotated as dual specificity phosphatase 28. Gene Ontology annotation, biological process: protein dephosphorylation. Gene Ontology annotation, molecular function: protein tyrosine/serine/threonine phosphatase activity. Lineage: Eukaryota; Metazoa; Chordata; Lepidosauria; Squamata; Gekkonidae. Gene Ontology annotation, cellular component: cytoplasm. The coding region runs from base 117 to 590 and encodes 157 amino acids. The transcript has 2 exons. The record is from RefSeq and is a predicted model, not a curated record.
GAAGCAGUCCAAAGCGAUCCGACGCCUUUGCAAGCUUCGUCUGCCAGGCAGCUGUGCUCCCAGUCGUCGAGGCCUCCCUCUUCAGCAGGUUUCCUUGUUGUCCCCGCAGCUGUCCAAUGCUGAGUCUUUGCAAGGUCACGGACUCUUUGCUUAUUAGCAAUUCUCGGUCAGCCUGCACGGAGAAGCUCCUCAUGCAAGAAGGAGUGACGUUCUGUAUAAACGUCUCCAGGCAGCAGCCCUUCCCCAGCUGCCAGCGGCUACAGACGUUGCGGGUGCCGGUCUUCGACGAUCCUGCGGAAGACCUGUAUAGAUAUUUUGAGCGCUGUAGCGGGGCCAUAGAGAGCACAAUCCAGAGCGGCGGGAAAUGCUUAGUGUACUGUAAAAAUGGUCGGAGCCGGUCUGCGGCGAUCUGUACGGCUUACCUGAUGAAACACCACCGGCUCAGCUUGAAGGAUGCCUUCGAGACUGUGAAGACUGCCAGGCCAGUAGCAGAGCCCAAUGCAGGAUUUUGGUCUCAGUUACAAAAAUAUGAAGAACAUUUACAUAUUCAGAAUCAGGUGGCUCCUUCUAAAAAAGAAACUGUACAAUAAAUAUAAUUAUAAUUCA